AUGGAAGUCGUUCCGCUCUCCAUUCAACAUUCCGAAUCUCAGUUCGGUUCUAUAGAAUGUUCCUGCAUUGACAAUCCCAAUCACUUGUUGUUUUUUGCAACAUCGGAAGGAUACCUUUCAUGUUAUUACAUUCAUAGAAAUCAAAAUAAUAAUUCAUCAUCAUCAUCAACAAAUACCUUUUCCGAAAAUCAUAACGAAACCUAUGACUCUCAACAGGAGCAACCACCCAUCACGGUUCAUCAUGUUUGUACGGUAAAGCCUGUUGCUUGUGCCUUGAGCUCUCUCACCAACAAUGCUUCUAAAAAACAUACCACUCUCUCUACGGGACAAAAUGUAGCAGUUGGACAAGCGUUAUGGGGUAAAGUUCCGAUCAAACAAAUUGUUUGCGAUGAUCAAGUUCAAGUGCUAUUUAUUCAAGUACAAAACGCCAUUGAGUUUUUCAGAUAUGAAUUUAUUGAAGAACGAAAGCAAUUAUUACUCACUCAUAUCAAGAGAAUUCAAGAAUCUGUUGGGCUCACAUGUUUUACUAUUGAUGAAUGCAAGAGAAAUCAUCGACUAUUGGUUUGCAGUAAGAAAAGGUUACAAAUUCUUCACUAUACGGAGCAAGAUUGUCUUUCAGUGGGACUUGUUUCUGAGGAAUUUGUUUUGCCUGAGGCAAUUCAAGAUCAUCAUUGUUUAGCUUGGUUUGAUAAGACUUUAAUUGUUGGAUUUAAAAAAGAAUAUUCAUUAAUUAAUAUGGAUACUGGAAUCAUGGAUUCAAAACAACCAAUGAUACCUUCAACAGUAUUGGAAUUGGGUGACUCGAAAUCUGGCGAUAAUCGUCCACUAUGUGUCUUGAUUUAUGACGAAGUUUUGCUCCGAACGGACAGUAUCAGUGUUUUUGUAAAUAUGAACAAUCGUUCUUCGAGUGAGCAACGAGGAACACCUUCUACCAGACCUCCAAUAACAUGGUCGUCACCGCCACAACAAAUUUCGUUUUCAUUUCCGUAUGCAGUUGGUGUUCUGGAUCAAGGAAAAAAGAUUGAAAUUUAUAGUAUUUAUGAUGCACGUCUCGUGAAAACAUUGUAUAUUCAACCAUCUACCAAUUCUGUAGUUUAUACUUCAGAGGACGGCUCCCAAGAAUCAAAUCAGUUGAAUAAUAUUUCUUCAUGGAGUUUAGUUCAAGGAUCGGUCAACAUGGGAGUAUUUGUUGUGUGUGACAGUUUUGUGCCUACAUCAACAACGAACACAACAAGCUCCACUCUUGGAUUCAAGAAGGAGAGCAAAAAAGAAAAAAUUCAAACAGUUGUUUUAAUGUCACCCAUCUCGUAUGAGAAGCAAAUUUCUGCAUUGUUUGAAAUGGCGCACUGUAGUGAAGCUUUUGAAUUGUUUGAAAGAAUGUUAGAGUUUAAGAGAGAAAAAGGAGAGCACAUUGACUCGACAAUCGAAAAAAGAUGGAGGCAACAGCUGUUAUUAGAGGCAGCAUUUGCUUCCUUGUUCCAUUUAGAUGUCGAAAAAGCAUUUACAUAUUUUAGAGAGCAUGAACAAGCUCUGGAAUAUCGUCUCGGAUUUGAUAUGAGAGAGCUAAUCAUUUUAUUUACAGAUUACAGACCCAUGCUUCUAAACGAUGACCAUUUCACUCCCAAAAUCAGUUGGACACAAAAAUAUUUAAAUUUUGAAAAGAAGAAGCCCAAGAGUCUCUAUGACAUUUUCGUAGAGAAAAUUGCCAAGCGACGAGAUUUGCAGACCUCAAAUGCAGAAGUGGAAAAAGAAGCGAAUCAACUGAUAAUAAGAUGUAAGAAAUAUUUAAGACCAUUAUUGGAAUACCGAAGAAAGAAAGUUAGCUCUAUUGAGAGGAAUAUCAAAGGUGAUUCACUGCUUUUCGAAGAGGCAUUCAUUUCAAAUUCUGCAAAAAGUUCUAUUGAUAAUUUGCUUUUCAAAAUGUACUUAGACUCUGGAGAUCUUUCAAGACUCAAUCGAAUGUUAAAAGAAACCAAAGCAAUUCUAAAGCCAGAUCCUGACUCUGAAAUUACAUUCACUGCACAACAACUGUACACUAAAUGCUAUUGCAAACUCGACGUGUGCAUGAAGGUAUUGAAAGCUGAGGUUGAGAUUCUUUCCCCAGAGGCUCAAGAAUACUAUAUGGCCCUCCUUUACCAAACGUAUCUUAAUUAUAGCCUUGAAAACGUUCACAAGUCGUUAAUGUUGUUAAAGAACAUUGCCAUGAACAGUGAUGAUAACAAAUCUGAUAUGGGUGAAUAUGCCUUCGAUGAAACAGUAUGCAUACUUCAUAAGAUAUUUGAUAGACCCAUGCCAUCUAUGGACGAAGACCAAAUUGCUGAUAAGAAAAAGGAAUUAUUUUGGUCAAAUAUUGAGUGGUGUCUCAAAUUAGAUCAUUUCAAGAGUAUUUCUGUUUUGACUCACAAUGUCGUAUAUUUGGGCAUUGACCCCAUUUUAAAGUUUGUACGGCAACAUUUAGAUGAAGAAACUCAAAACGAAGUGAUUCAACUUUUACUCGAAUAUGUCAUUCAUGAGCACAAUAAGAAUACGAAAUUGCAAGAAAAUGAGAAAAUUCCAAUCCAAACCCAAUACUACACAUUGCUUGCAUUGAAGUAUAUUGAUGUCAUUAACUCGUAUGAAAUUAGGCAAGAUUCAGAAUCUAUUUGGGAUCUAAGAACUAAACUCAUGCUUCACAUCCAAGACUGCAAAGAUUUUAUAACUCUCGAAACGGUAUUGGCUCGCUUACACGGUACCAAUUUAUAUCAAGAAAUGGUUUUACUCUACUCUCUUGCACGAGAACAUGAAAAGGCUUUACGAAUUUUACUGUUUGAUUUGUGUUCUACAGAGGGAGCUGAAAAUUAUUGUAAAGAACAACAAGCAAGAUAUGAACAUGAAUUUUACCAAAAUCUCAUGCAACAAUAUCAAGAUGGUAUUCUAAGCAGUUUUGAAAUUUCUACAGAAAUGUACGACAGAAAUUACACCAAAGUGACACUUCACAAUGAGCUCUUUUUAAUUUUACUCAAACUUUGCUUUCAAGAUGCUGGCUCUACCAAGCAAUCGAAAGGACGUGGGCAUAUGGAAUUUGGAAUUAAAAUUCUCAACAAGUAUGCCAAACAUAUUGAUCCAAUUGCAGCGCUUCGAAUGCUUCCCAACAAUUUAUGUACCAAGAAAAUACUUCCCUUUUUGACAUCUACUCUCCAACAAAAUGCAACCAAUGUGAGAACGGCGAGUUUGAUGAAGAGCAUGAGUAAGAUGGAUCACAUUCAAACACAAGGACAACUUGUUGAAUAUCAACGCAGAAAACGAGUGGUCUUUAGAAAAACCAAAUGCAGUUAUUGCAACAAAUUUAUUGGAGAAAAUGCCAUGCUUGUGGUUUAUCCAGAUCUGUGUAAUGUCUAUCAUUACAAUUGUUUCAAUAGAGAUUUCCAUCUGGAUCGAAUCAGUAAGAGAAAUUUUCUCAAGAGUCCACUCAUUCUUUCUCGUUCUUUGGAUAAGGACGAACAGGAUUCCACCAAUCCAUAA
Naegleria lovaniensis is the source of this 3501-nucleotide messenger RNA. RefSeq lists its product as uncharacterized. Gene Ontology annotation, biological process: autophagy; endosomal vesicle fusion; vesicle-mediated transport. The transcript is spliced from 2 exons. NCBI's taxonomy places the organism in Eukaryota, Heterolobosea, Eutetramitea, Acrasida, Naegleriidae. Gene Ontology annotation, cellular component: cytoplasm; membrane. The record is from RefSeq and is a predicted model, not a curated record. The coding region runs from base 1 to 3501 and encodes 1166 amino acids.